This is a messenger RNA of Phalaenopsis equestris, 713 nucleotides long. RefSeq lists its product as uncharacterized. NCBI's taxonomy places the organism in Eukaryota, Viridiplantae, Streptophyta, Magnoliopsida, Asparagales, Orchidaceae. The record is from RefSeq and is a predicted model, not a curated record. Bases 203 to 625 code for a protein of 140 amino acids. The transcript has 2 exons.
AAAAGCCCUAACCCACUCACGACAUUCCCUCAUCCGCUCCUUCUCCUUCGUUAACCUCCUAUGAUCUUUGCCCGACACCCUCUGCUUGAAAUUCUUCUUCCUGAAGCCUGCGCCUACUUCAUCUCUCAGGACAACAGGCCUCCGUAGUCCUCCACUUCCUACUUUGUUAAGUAAUGACCCUUUAACCUUGUUUCCCUGAAGCAUGUGGUUGGCUAAGCCUCCUCCUUCCCGAUGUCCUCGACCACCCGAGCUAAGCCUCCGUAGUCCUCCACUUCCACUUCCUUACUCGACUAAACUUCCCCUUCUUCUGCAAUCGAUGGUGAAAAUGUCUGGGAUGAUCCUUCCCAUGUCCUCGCUAUUCCCUCCUAUUCCUCUCGGGUGGCACGAUAAAACUAGGGGGCACUCCCCCAUUCUUGAUCACAAUCCCUUCCACGGAAUCGGAAAGGAGUGUGCUUCUCGGAAGCUCCUGUCUUGGAUCCAAAGCCACUUCGCCUACUCCUAUCUCAACAGUCAUUUUUGGAGAAGGGGCAAUUGUGAUGACUACGCAAGUUCCAUUGCUAAAAUUCAUCCUGUUCCAAACCCCGAUGAAGGAGAUAGCUCAGGGCAAGUCUUCCGUUCCAGCUGAAAAUCUGAUACAGGUAACGUUAGGGCAGGCUGCCCGAUGUGAUGCUGUUGUGCUAGAAGCAUUCCCAUUCCAUACUUGGAUGAAGGGG